ACAGUCGCAAAACAGUUAUGCUGCUCACGUCGGAAUUGUAACAGACGGAACAAUAUUCAUCAUUGUAGUGCACCAUUUUUCGAUUUAAACCAAAAAAGUUGUCGUGACAGAAACAAACCGAAAAAAGUUUUCAUUUUUUCGACAGACAAAGAGGAAAAACAUGGAAAAAAUAAUGAAAAUAUUACUUUUGAUUUGUUUUGCAUCAGCUCUGGGCUCAUCAACUGAACCAUCAAGACCGUGUCGGUUGAGAAAAUUCGAUGCUGGAUACGUUUGUGUGUGUACGAAUGAUUAUUGUGAUACUUUGAACUUACCGGAAUGGAGCGAUGCAAAUGAAUGGAUGCUUGUGACAUCGACAGAAUCAGGUCAACGUUUUAAUUUUUCGUUUGGCAACUUCAAACGGCAACAUGGCAAUUCCGCAACCAUUUCAAACGAAACUCAUUGUGAAAUUAAUCAAAAUGUGUUACAUCAUGAGGUGCUCGGUUUUGGUGGAUCAAUAACGGGUGCGGUUUCGUAUCUGCUCAGCAAAUUGUCAGCAAAUUUACGUGAAUGCAUUUACAAGAGUUAUUACACAAACGACGAUGGGAUGGGAUAUACAUUGAUGCGUAUGCCAAUCGGAGGUUGCGAUUUUGAUUUGGUACCAUGGACAUAUAACGAAACACCUGAGAAUGAUGCACAUCUAAGCAAUUUCACCGAAUUACAUUCAAAGGAUGUGCUCCGAAUCAAUUUAAUUAAGCAGUUGAUGAACGUAUCCCGAAAUUUUGAUAUUAAAAUUGUUGGCGUUACAUGGAGUCCGCCGAGAUGGAUGAAACAGAAAGGCGAAUGGCCCGGAAAAAAUGAUAACCGCUUGAAAACCGAAUACUACCAAACUUGGGCUGACUACCACUUGAAAUGGCUUGAUGUAAUGCAAAAUGCUGGAAUACCUAUUUGGGCAAUUUCAACUGGAAACGAACCAAAUUUUGCUCAUUUCACUCCGUUCAUGGGUUUGAAUUGGAGGCCGAGAGAUCAAGCGAAAUGGAUAAGCCAACAUCUUGGACCAACGCUGAAAAAUUCCAAACAUGCCGCCGUACAAAUACACACAUUCGAUGAUAAUCGUGAUACUUUGCUGGCUUGGCUCAAUGAAAUGAAUACAUCGACAGAUGCACUGAGCUAUGUUUCAGCAAUCGGAGUUCAUGGUUACUUUGAUAAGGAGACAUCACCAACCAUUCUUGAUGAAACAAAAGCCAAAUUUCCAGAUAAAUCCAUUCUCCAAUCCGAGAUGUGUUUUGGGGUGACAGGCCCUCUUUCUACUACAGGGCCCAUACUAGGUUCAUGGACACAUUUUGAAGAAUUGACAAAUAUGCUUUUCGAAACUCUUACGCACAACGUAAAUGGAUUCCUCGAUUGGAACAUCAUGUUGAAUAUGCACGGUGGACCGAAUUACAUGAACAACGUUGUCGAUGCAAUGAUUAUCGUUAACGAUGAAUUCACCGAAAUUUAUAAGCAGCCACUUUUCUAUGCGGCAGCACAUUUCACGAAGUUCAUCUUGCCCGGCUCUCGACGUAUUCAAGCAAUCAUUUCAGGAGAUAAUGUGGGUGAUUUAAGCUCAUUAGCCUUUUUACGACCAGACCAUAAGGUGGCUGCUAUUUUCUAUAACAAACAUGAACAAAACACCAUUUUUCUGCGUAUAAAUGAUAAGCGUAAAGGAACUUUUGAUAUUCAGAUUGAGCCAAAAUCACUCUAUACAUUAAUUUAUUUAAUUUGAGUGCACUUGAUCUUGAGUAGCAUCACCUAAAGAAGAAUUGAAAAUAGAAAGAGAAAAUAAAUAAAGAAGAGAUGUUUCGAUUU
Sitodiplosis mosellana (orange wheat blossom midge) is the source of this 1824-nucleotide messenger RNA. Its product is annotated as lysosomal acid glucosylceramidase-like. Gene Ontology annotation, molecular function: glucosylceramidase activity. The record is from RefSeq and is a predicted model, not a curated record. Bases 161 to 1741 code for a protein of 526 amino acids. Lineage: Eukaryota; Metazoa; Arthropoda; Insecta; Diptera; Cecidomyiidae. Gene Ontology annotation, biological process: glucosylceramide catabolic process. The transcript has 2 exons.